Messenger RNA from Paramecium tetraurelia, 1248 nucleotides. RefSeq lists its product as uncharacterized. The record is from RefSeq and is a predicted model, not a curated record. The transcript has 3 exons. Lineage: Eukaryota; Ciliophora; Oligohymenophorea; Peniculida; Parameciidae.
AUGAAAUUUGUAUAUACAUUCAUUCUCUAUCUAGCUGUAGUGAAAUGUAGUAAUUCUUUUACAUUUCAAAUAAAUUCCGGAGAUUUAAGUAGAACAACCUUGGAAUUCUAUGCUAAUCACCCUGUUUACUAAUUGAGUCUCAGAUGCGAUGGCUACAAUUCUGACCUUUGGUUUGCUUACAACUACACUAAUUUAGCUGUCACUCCAUAACAAAGAUAAUAAUAUAAAUGUUCCGAUAAGAACUUCACUAUUACCUUAUCGAAUGAUUUUACAGAGGAAUACGCUACAAUCUAAGUCGCCAAUUACACCAACUCUAUGAAAAUUCAAAGUUUUGAUUUCAUCACUAAUACAUAAUCCUCAUAUAAGACUGCUUUGACUGUUAAUAAAGCGAUCACUUAAGGUCUCUACUACACUUUGAAUGAUUUCAGUUUGUAGGUAUCUUAUCCAUCUACUGUGUAUGUUGAAAUUUUCAAAUGCCCAACUUCUCCAUUAAAGAUUGAAGCCAAGACUUAUGAUUAGUUUGGGCAAUAUAGAAAUUUAUCCGGAACUAACAACAAUAAAUUCUUCUAUGAUGUUUUUAAUACAACCAAUGGAAGUUUUAAUUAUAGAUUAGAAUAAUCGAGUUACGAUUCCCCUGAUGUUUUUAUUAAAUACUAAAGAGCUUAAUUAUAAGAUAUAAAGGAAAUAAACACAUAUAUAACAAAUUACUAUCUAAAACCUUCGGCUGAAGUAAAAGGUGAUAAAAUAUUUAUCACAUUUCCAGCGUUUUAAGUGUAGAAUAAUGAAAAUAUUGAACUUCGUGUAUCUGUUGGUUAUGAUGGUUCAGAGUAGAGGGAAAUUAUUUGUGCUUAUGGAGAUGCUGAUAUUUGGAGACAAUACAAUUCCUAUUAUACAGGCACAUACAAUUUAACAUAUAACAGAUAUGGGAUCAAUGAAUUGGUUACUGAUUUUCCAGGUUAUACACAAGGAAAGUACAACAUUCGAACGACUGCUAUUAUCAAUUUUGGAUCCAUUAAAUAAACCAUUCCACUCCAAACAAUUUCAGUUUAUAGAAAUUUAUACGCACCAGCUGGAUCAUUAUUGGUUCAUAUUUUGGCUCCAAUAGUAAUUUCUGUUUUAGCUUUGUUUGGAUUGAUCGUCGGAGGUUGCAAAUAUAAGAAGAAGAAGGAUCUGUAUUUAUAAGAAUAAUAAUUGGCACAAUUGCAACAGCAACAUUAAAUACAGAAUCCUUAUAUAGGUAUUUAAUGA